AAAUUGUGCCGCUUUUUAAAACGCUCUCUCUCCACAACGCAAUGAGAGCGCUCGCUGCUCAGAUUGGUCGAUUUAAAGCCCGUGCAUUAAAACGUCAAUGACCUCAGUAGUCUGGCGUCUUCGCUUCAGUCUGUCACACGCCUACUUUUCCACCGACAGUAUAGCGAGGAGGACACGUCGCGCGCCUGGGACAGGGACAUGUACUUUUCGCUUUGAAAAUACGUAUUUCCUCUGUGUUUCAGGAAACGUUUAUCUGCAAAUUCCAAUGAAGCAUCUCUUCAUGCCACUGAAUAACGAUCCUUGAGACUUUGCUGUUCUCAGCCAUGAGCUGCUUGGAUGUUAUGUAUCAAGUCUAUGGUCCUCCACAGCCGUAUUUCGCUGCAACCUACAGUCCCUAUCAUCACCAGAAACUAGCAUUUUACUCCAAGAUGCAAGAAGCGCAAGAUAGUGUGAGUGGUGGAAGCUCUUUCUCCGGACCAACGAUAAAGGAAGAGGACUGUACGCGGGAGAAGGAUCAUCCCCCCGAAGCCGAGUACAUCAACUCGAGAUGCGUGCUCUUCACCUACUUCCAGGGGGACAUCAGCUCCGUGGUGGACGAGCAUUUCAGCCGCGCGCUUAGCCAGCGCGGCACCUACGUCUCCAGCUCCGCAAGUGCAAAGCCCACACGAGAUGGAUCAUUCCCCAUGAGCCAAAGAAGUUUCCCGCCGUCCUUCUGGAACAGCGCUUACCAGCCGUCAGUGACCAGCUCCUUGGGCGGCACCCUGGGGGCCGGUCAUGUGGAAGUACCCUUCCCCACAGACCCUUACUCCACAGCCUCCCUGCACAGCCAUCUGCACCAAGCCCCCCCAGAAGCCUGGCACCCGACCCAUCAUCACCCGCACCACCCGUACUCUCUGAGCGGGCCCAUCGGCACCCAGGGCUCCGCCUACCCCCGGCCCGGCGUUCACGACGUCUACGGCACGCACUUCGACCCGCGCUACAGCUCACUGCUGGUGCCCUCGGUCCGGCCUCACCGGCUCACGCCCGCCACAGUGCCCACGCCCGGCACCCCGCAGUGUGACAUCAACAAGAGCGACGCCGGCGGCUCGGCAUGGACGGGGACGUUCUCGGGACCCGGCUCCGACAUGAGCCAAAGCCUCAGCAUAAACAUGGACGCAGCUCGACGUUACACCCUCUGCGGCGGGACCAUCCUGAGCUGAGGUUUCGCCUCUGUGGACAUCCCCCCCCCCCACACGCUAAGCCGUCCAGAACCCGGGUGGACAAGAGAGCGUGAGCCACAGACACGCAUGUCUCCAGCCUGAGAGAGAGACAGAAUGAGGCUGUAGGACUCUAAAAGAACAGCUCCCCAGAAUGCAAACUGGUGUAACUGGAGGCCGGUUCCUUCUCUGUUCCUUGUGUGAAUCGAAGGCUGCUGCCUCUUCAUGAGGAACCUUGAGGGGGGAAAAAACCACCUGAGCCCUCUUAACCAGACAAGCCUGCGAAUGUUUUUAUGAGAACUUUUAUGUUUUUAUGAACAAAUGAAGCAGACAUGGAGACAUGUGGGGAAACGCAUCAAUCAAUGAAACGCAGAACUACUUUUUGACUUUUUUUUUUCUUUUUAAAUGUUCAAUGCUGCAUUUUUUUGUUGUUAUUAAGAACGAAUAAGUGAUUUCCAAGAGAGGACACUUCUUUUAUGACUGAAGCGACCGGUGGGGGGGGAGGGGGGUUCUCUGCGGCUGCUCGCUUUGCCUGUAGCACCUCCGCAGCUGUUACUGACAACUGCUCUCCAACUGGACAGACACACAUUCGUUGUGUCACUCGGUCGGACCAAACAAGUGCUCGGGUCUCCACACAAGGAGUGUGUUGUCAGAUCAGGACUCCCUGCCCACGAUGAACAACUGCUCCGAGGGCGAGACAGUGGGGUUGAACACGGGGACACACCAGCUCUGUCUCAGCCAGCUCUGUCAAUCUGUGUGAAGUUAAUGUGUGUGUGUGUGUGUAUGUGUGCGUGGGUGUGAGGUCUGCCCUCCAAUACAUACGCUAUAUUUCAGGGGGGUCAGGAAAUGGUAUUUGUAACAGUGGAAAGAGUUUCAUUGAAGAGUUUUAUCUAUAAUGCAGAUUUCCAUUGUUCGAUAUUCAUUGUCAGUAGGCCCAUGUUCCAUGUCUAACAUUUAGUGGGCAUUUUUUUGAAAUUGAAUAUAUUAAUAUAUUGACAAUUUUAAGUAUUUUUUCCUCUUAAAAUCCUGAUUUAAAUGCUACAUUUUGUCUGUAUUAGCCUGCGAAUAUAUGAGAGGAAGGUACAAGAUCAUUAAAGCUGAGAAUGCAGUUCUAGCGAA
This is a messenger RNA of Paramormyrops kingsleyae, 2315 nucleotides long. RefSeq names its product vestigial-like family member 2a (gene vgll2a). NCBI's taxonomy places the organism in Eukaryota, Metazoa, Chordata, Actinopteri, Osteoglossiformes, Mormyridae. Gene Ontology annotation, cellular component: nucleus. Gene Ontology annotation, biological process: regulation of DNA-templated transcription. The record is from RefSeq and is a predicted model, not a curated record.